Molecule: messenger RNA, 3198 nt
Organism: Xylaria bambusicola
Lineage: Eukaryota; Fungi; Ascomycota; Sordariomycetes; Xylariales; Xylariaceae
Exons: 1
Coding region: 428-2653 (741 amino acids)
Biological process (GO): mRNA processing
Cellular component (GO): nucleus
Molecular function (GO): RNA binding
Source: RefSeq, a predicted model, not a curated record
CCCGUAGCAGCAGUCACGUUACCAUGAUAACAUGCCCCGAUAUAUCAUUGAAUUCACUAUAGGUAUUCUCCCUCAAGACAAUCGAUGAAUUCAAUUCCACAGGGAACCUUAAAAUCUACAAUCAAGAAUCAAGAAUCCAGUCGGCUUUCUUAGCGACGUCGCGAGGGAGCUGCCCGCCCCACUCUGAUAAGCUCCCAUACCAGUAGGCUUAUCAGCCCUGGACAUGACAGCUCCGAGAACAUCUUAAUACAUCAAUGCGACAGACAACCAACCAAACUGAACACUUCCAAGUUAUGUAACAUAAUCUAGGGACCUGAUGUACUUGACCGUUUCUUUUCCACUCGUUCAUUUUCUAGGCGCCUAUACUUCCCGCCCGGUUAGACAGAUGAUAGACCUAUAAGGCGCCCUACGCGCUGCCGAGGCCUAAAUGUCCUACAAACGAAACCGCGCGCAAUUCGAAGCCGACCUCCAAGCCCAGCAAUCCCCGUAUGUGCUUUUCGGCACUCCACUACCGCCCCUCGACCCCGAGGUGCGCGAUGACGGCUCCUACGUGCCCGUAUGGAAGCAGGAGGUAAGGGAUGAGCGGGGCCGAAAGCGCCUACAUGGCGCCUUCACCGGCGGUUGGAGCGCUGGCUACUUCAACACUGUGGGGUCUAAAGAAGGCUGGACGCCAUCGACUUUCGUGUCAUCUAGAUCAAAUCGCCAUAAGGACGAGCAAAAGACGUCACAGCAGCGCAUAGAAGAUUUCAUGGACGAGGAGGACCUGGCAGAUGCAGCCGAUGCCGAGAAGCUACAAACUGCGCAAGGAUUUGCCGGUCUAGGCUCUACCGAGGAAGAUGGCAUUGGCCGUGGUGGCCUGGCCGGCCUUUUUCGGGUCCAAGGAGAGACCAUGGGUGUCAAGCUGUUAAGGAAAAUGGGCUGGAAAGACGGGCAAGGCAUUGGACCAAAAGUGCGCCGAAAAGCCAGGCUUGACAUCGCCAACAAGCCCAAUGCGCCACAAAGCGCUGGAGAGACUUAUCUUUUCGCGCCCGAAAAUGUCUCUAUGAUAGCCUUUAUCAAGAAAAAGGACCGUAAAGGUCUGGGAUUUGAGGGCGAGUCAAGGUUGACACCCUUGAGAAAUGCCUCUAAGCCGGAAGCUGGUGAGAGUUCCGAUGAAGAAUCUCUGGGUCUACCGUUGCGGCGGCCAGGGUUGUCAAAGAAAGAAAAGAAUAAAUUCGGGAAGGGAGGCAUUGGGAUCGGGAUUCUAAACGAUACUGGCUCUGAUGACGAAGACCCAUACGAGAUUGGCCCGAAAAUAUCUUAUAACCGGGUAAUAGGGGGUGACAAAAAAAAGAAGAAAAUUGGGACUACAACAGCAAAUCCAGCUCUCGGGGCUGUUCCGGUAUUCAGAUCAAGAAAGAACAUAUUGGCCAGGGUGAGCAAGGGUCUGCGAAAAUGCCAUGAUGGCCGCCUGCCUCUCGAGGGAUUCCUCUUCGGCACUGAAGCUGACCCCUUGACGUCCUCGCUGGAUUCAGAUAAAUACCCCCCUCCCGAAAUACCACCAGGCUGGAAAUCCAGCAAGGAGCGCAAAGCCGAAGGUGAAAAGGCAGACUACAUAUCAACAGCAGACGCGGCGAAAUCGUCAAAACUCGAUCCUAAAUCGCGUGCCGCUCUUCUCGGAGAGGCACAACUACCUGGAAAGUCCGUGUUUGACUUUCUGUCGGCCGAAGCCCGCGAGCGCCUCGCGUCCGCAACAGGUAAAACGAACCUCCCACCAGCGCUAGGCGAGGUGCCUGCGGAAUUUGCUCUCACCGAAGCCGAGAAGCAACAGGAGCUCUUGCGCCAGCUUCCUGAGCUUGACAAAGUGACAGCUGUUGCAGCCCUCACGCGCGGCGCCAGUGGGACCGGCCCGGCGCCAUACGCGGACGACGAAGCGAAGCGCGGGCGGUACCGCACAUAUCUAGAGUAUGCCGCAGGUUUCAACAAGACGAUCCCUUCCAAGCCGCCAAACAUGAAGACGCAGGACUGGAUGCGUGAACUCCACGAAUUCGUCAGCUGUGCGCGCAUCUUCAAGCCUAUGACUGGCCUCAUGGCCUCGCGGUUCACGACGUCCACAGCGAAACCCACCGCCGGGGCAGCGGGAGGAGGUAAAGGCGAAGACCUCUUGCAUAAACCGCCCGAGAAGCCUAAAGACCCCGCCGAAGAGGCAGCGAGAUUAGGCAUGUACGGCUCUAUGACGCGCACCAUAACAGACUUCUAUCCCACGAGACUUCUAUGUAAGCGCUUCAACGUCCGCCCCCCCGCGCACGUGCAGCCCGACGCAGAGACGGAGACUAGCAGCACUAGACCCACGGCCGCGGCUAGCGGGAUGGGAACAACAGGGGUAUAUAGCGAAGGCGCCGUGACGCUGGACGAGCUUAUGAGGCAGGCACAAGCAGCCGCUAGUCUCGAGAAUAAUAACCAUAGCAGUACUACUGCAAGUCGGAAUACAAACGCUGGGAUCAGCGAUAAUAGAGGGCUGUUAUUAGCGCAUCGUCCGGAACCCGCACAGACACAACAAGCACAGCCGGUCGAAGUCAACGCGGAUGUCAAUGAUGCGCUUGAGGGCAAACGUGCCCAGGAAGAGGUUUUGAAAGCCAUAUUUGGGGAUAGCAGUGACGAGGAGGACGAUUAAUGAGAUGUUUAGUAGAGUAGAGUAGAGGCAGUGAUGGUGGCGUCAGUUAACGUUACUUUAUACCCCCACAAUCCCCGUAUAAGGGGUUAAAUACAAACAAACAAACAUCGAGUUCCAUCCAUGAUUCGGGAGCGACAUAAUAACAGUACGAUCAAGACUUCGAUGACAGGUCUCACAAUGCCAUACUCUAGACUUAUGUGGAUUAAAUCAUUGCAUGCAUCAAUGCUACUUUCUAUUUCCGCCACGCUCGCCCCUGGUAAUCUAGUAAACGGACAUCCAGCUGGCUAUAUACAAUGUUAUUCCAGAGCGAGAGGAUAUACACUGCCUCCUCCUAAUAGCCCAUACCAACUAAUGCGUAGGCUUGGAUAUAGGCGCAAUAAUGCCUUGCUUGAUGAUGACGCGCGGCUUCGUGGCAUCCUGGAACGCCUGCUUGGUCAUGAACUCGGGGCCCAUGGGCAGUCGCAGACUGCGCUCAUACUGCGCUCUGCUCUCAUAUUGAUGAGGGAGUUGUGAGGCGAGGUACUUGUCGUUCUGUGCGGUCAUUG